AACAGGUCGCACCAGCAAACUGUUACAGCUGCAGGCGCCAACCCCCAAUGGACACUUGUUCCGCGUUGAUUGAGAUGAUUCUCGCUUGGGGCUAUGGAAGCCUGUGUCAUAUGUGGUAUGCUGGUAGCCUUCUUGCACCAUCGUCGAAUGGCGCUACUCUUAUGUGCGGUGGAUGUUAUGGCCCUGCCCGGGACGGGGGAUGUAGUGAAUCUAUUCAGAGCCGCUCAUCUGUCGAUUCCUAUUGAGAUGUCCUGCGGAUUAGGCCCCUUGCUUUCCUGUAUUGUGCCCAGGGGUUUCUCGUAUUGCGUACCAUCUCUCCGUCCGUCAUGCACGCCGGAACACACAACAGAGUUUCUCGCCCCUUGGAAAGGUCUUGGGUGUUGCCAAAGUGGCCAUUGACAUCCGCCAAAUAGCCUGGAGGACGAACGGCUUGAGGAACGCCUAGGUCUACAAUAGAGCUACCCCGUCCAUUUCUGAAGAGGCUCCCGACAAUUUGG
Molecule: messenger RNA, 497 nt
Organism: Chaetomium strumarium
Lineage: Eukaryota; Fungi; Ascomycota; Sordariomycetes; Sordariales; Chaetomiaceae
Exons: 2
Coding region: 94-399 (101 amino acids)
Source: RefSeq, a predicted model, not a curated record